Schistosoma rodhaini is the source of this 1651-nucleotide messenger RNA. The record is from the annotation of a GenBank genome assembly. NCBI's taxonomy places the organism in Eukaryota, Metazoa, Platyhelminthes, Trematoda, Strigeidida, Schistosomatidae.
GAACCUUGCAAUAAAGCAUCUUCUCGUUACUCGUGUCUUCUCUCUGGUCUUCAAGUCGCUGAGUAGUGCAAGCCUGGGGGUUUAUCGGAAUAGCUUAGGACCUGAAUAUAGCGUUCAACCUACAAGACAUAUCAUUUUAAAAAUUAUUAAGUAUUCCAAGAAUAUUGCCAUCAUGAUUUAACAAUGGUACAGACGUAUUUAAAUACGCCAAAUGUCGAUUCACUAGAAUGCACUGCUGACAUUCCAUCACAUGUUCACUAAAUACGAAUCUAAAAUCAGUUUUUACGAACAAGUGAAUUGCAAUAAAUAAACGAAUCAGUAAAUAUCAAUGUGCCACACAUAGAAAUAAAGGAUAAAUUUAACCACAUAACUCAAUGGUUUUCACUACUAACUAAUUAAAAUGAGAACAGAUUUCAUAUAUUUGUUAUUCGCAAUUACUCUAUACUCACUUCUAUGUCUAGAAGUUAACAGUGCACAGGGGCAAGAGGAAGUAACAUUUAAUGUAUCAUUAAAUAAUAGACAAGCAGAAUCAAACUCACGUAAUACUCACAUAAAUACAAAGCAAUCGAGAGAAAAAGGAAAUCGAAAUUCUCAUGGACACAGAAGUAAUCAACAUUCAAAUAGAAAUGAUGUAGUCGGAUUCCACUCUUCAAAUGAACUAUUCGGACUGAAAUACUCAAAUCAAAGAAGAAGUGAUAUUUAUACUAAAGGUUACCAAACAUUCUUUGGAAAGCGUAGACGAGGCAGUAAAUCACAUGUGAGAACCGCAUUCAGAAGACGUUCUGGCUACGAUUACAAUGGUCGAAACGAACGAAGUUCCACAUUCGAAAGUUAUGGUGAGGCAGACAGUUUCGAUAGAAAGAAGAUACGUGAUGUGUUUGAUGUGAAUGGAUAUAUUUCGGAGGGUCGAAAGCGUAGUAAAGUUGGUGGAUACAUCAAAGACGAACGACAUGGAGUUAUGUUAGGUGGACAUAAGUCGAAAACAUUGGAGAAUGAUAGGCAAUCCUCUGAAAGCAGAAGACACUCUGAAAAAAAUACUCAUCAUCAGCUGUCUACUAAUCACACUUCGGAAAACAUUACAAGGUUCGAUUCAAGUCGCUAAGGUCGACGUGUAACGUUACAUAAAUAAAUAACUUAAAUUUACACAUUUACACGAUAAUGAAGAUUCCUUGUUCGAAAUUAAUACUCAGUUUCCCAUUCCUGUUUCUUUACGAAUCGCAUCAAACUAAAAUAUAUCAACCAUGAAUUAGUGAUGGUAAAUCGUCAAUGUAUUCCAUCCAUCAUUUGUUCACAUCAAUAAUAAAUAUUGUUUCAUUCUUACCAAUCCUUCAUUCUUAUCUUUCAAAUCAUUCUUACCAAUGAAUGUCUGUUAGAUACAUUAGGUUCCUUUUCGUCAUCAUAUCGACUUCUCAUUUAUAAAAUUCCCCAGUUUGAUCUUCCUGAUCACUGGAAGAUGAAAUCUGUUGAAACCGUUUUUGUAUUCCUAUAAAUCACGUUUGCAAACUGUAAUAGGUCAUUGUGACAGUUUGUGCAUUGUAAGAACAGAUGGGUCAAGUUGCUUUACGUUCUCUUGCUUUUUUCUCUUUCCCUCAGUUCUUUUAUGUAUUGUUUCAUACAACUUAUUAAUAAUCAAUAAAUAAUUGUAGGUAGU